GUCGGCUGUGUCCUCGGGCCAAGGUGUGGGAGCUAUAAUCUGGGCGUGUCCUCACACCCGGCUGUGACCUGGACUCUAGACCCGGAGCUGACAAUCCGUUAUUCCAAACCCCUCCCCCUCCUCCCCACAACCAAAUAGAAUGCGGAAAAUAAGUCAUGAAAAUGGGAAGUGUACGCCAGGACUGGGGGCCACACUGUACCUGUGCUCGGGGCCCCGUCAUCUGGCAGCUCUGCAGAGACAACACCCCUGAACACAUCCGGAGACAAACACCCUACACACUGGUUGUACUGACAGCCGGGAGGGGCCGCCUGCAACGCCAUACACUUUACCCACACCUUAUACUGUACCCACACGUACCCACACGUUACACUGUACCCACACGUUACACUGUACCCACACGUUACUCUGUACCCACACGUUACUCUGUACCCCCAUGUUACACUGUACCCCCAUGUUACACUGUACCCACACCUUAUACUGUACCCACACGUUACACUUUACCCACACGUUAUACUGUACCCCCAUGUUACACUGUACCCACACGUUACACUGUACCCACACGUUACACUGUACCCACACGUUAUACUGUACCCCCAUGUUACACUGUACCCACACGUUAUACUGUACCCACACAUUAUACUGUACCCCCAUGUUACACUGUACCCACACGUUACACUGUACCCACACGUUACACUGUACCCACACGUUAUACUGUACCCCCAUGUUAUACUGUACCCACACGUACCCACACGUUAUACUGUACCCACACAUUAUACUGUAAUCACACAUUACACUGUACCCCCAUGUUACUCUGUACCCACACGUACCCACACGUUAUACUGUACCCCCAUGUUACACUGUACCCACACGUUACACUGUACCCACACGUUACACUGUACUCACACGUUACACUGUACCCCCAUGUUACACUGUACCCACACGUUACACUGUACCCACACAUUAUACUGUAAUCACACAUUACACUGUACCCCCAUGUUACUCUGUACCCACACGUACCCACACGUUAUACUGUACCCCCAUGUUACACUGUACCCACACGUUACACUGUACCCACACGUUAUACUGUACCCCCAUGUUACACUGUACCCACACGUUACACUGUACCCACACGUUAUACUGUACCCCCAUGUUACACUGUACCCACACGUUACACUGUACCCACACAUUAUACUGUACCCACAUGUUACACUGUACCCACAUGUUACACUGUACCCACGCGUUAUACUGUAAUCACACAUUACACUGUACCCCCAUGUUACUCUGUGCCCACAUGUUACUCUGUGCCCACACAUUAUACUGUACCCACAUGUUACACUGUACCCACACGUUACACUGUACCCACACGUUACACUGUACCCACACAUUAUACUGUAAUCACACAUUACACUGUACCCCCAUGUUACUCUGUACCCCCAUGUUACUCUGUACCCACACGUACCCACACGUUAUACUGUACCCCCAUGUUACACUGUACCCACACGUUACACUGUACCCACACGUUACACUGUACUCACACGUUACACUGUACCCCCAUGUUACACUGUACCCACACGUUACACUGUACCCACACAUUAUACUGUAAUCACACAUUACACUGUACCCCCAUGUUACUCUGUACCCACACGUACCCACACGUUAUACUGUACCCCCAUGUUACACUGUACCCACACGUUACACUGUACCCACACGUUAUACUGUACCCCCAUGUUACACUGUACCCACACGUUACACUGUACCCACACGUUAUACUGUACCCCCAUGUUACACUGUACCCACACGUUACACUGUACCCACACAUUAUACUGUACCCACAUGUUACACUGUACCCACAUGUUACACUGUACCCACGCGUUAUACUGUAAUCACACAUUACACUGUACCCCCAUGUUACUCUGUGCCCACAUGUUACUCUGUGCCCACACAUUAUACUGUACCCACAUGUUACACUGUACCCACAUGUUACACUGUACCCACGCGUUACACUGUACCCACGCGUUAUACUGUACUCACACGUUAUACUGUACCCCCAUGUUACACUGUACCCACACGUUACACUGUACCCACACGUUAUACUGUACCCACACGUUACACUGUACCCACAUGUUACACUGUACCCACAUGUUACACUGUACCCACGCGUUUUACUGUAAUCACACAUUACACUGUACCCCCAUGUUAUUCUGUGCCCACAUGUUACUCUGUGCCCACACGUUACUCUGUGCCCACACGUUACUCUGUGCCCACAUGUUACACUGUACCCACAUGUUACACUGUACCCACGCGUUAUACUGUAAUCACACAUUAAACUGUACCCCCAUGUUACUCUGUGCCCACAUGUUACUCUGUACCAUGUUACUCUGUACCCACACAUUAUACUGUACCCACAUGUUACACUGUACCCACAUGUUACUCUGUGCCCACACAUUAUACUGUACCCACAUGUUACACUGUACCCACACGUUACACUGUACCCACAUGUUACACUGUACCCACGCGUUAUACUGUAAUCACACAUUAAACUGUACCCCCAUGUUACUCUGUGCCCACAUGUUACUCUGUACCAUGUUACUCUGUACCCACACAUUAUACUGUACCCACAUGUUACACUGUACCCACAUGUUACACUGUACCCACACAUUAUACUGUACCCACAUGUUACACUGUACCCACAUGUUACUCUGUGCCCACACAUUAUACUGUACCCACAUGUUACACUGUACCCACACGUUACACUGUACCCACAUGUUACACUGUAAUCACACAUUAAACUGUACCCCCAUGUUACUCUGUGCCCACAUGUUACUCUGUACCAUGUUACUCUGUACCCACACAUUAUACUGUACCCACAUGUUACACUGUACCCACAUGUUACACUGUACCCACACAUUAUACUGUAAUCACACAUUACACUGUGCCCACAUGUUACACUGUGCCCACAUGUUACUCUGUACCCAUAUGUUACUCUGUACCCACACAUUAUACUGUACCCACGCGUUAUACUGUAAUCACACAUUACACUGUGCCCACAUGUUACUCUGUACCCAUAUGUUACUCUGUACCCACACGGACGUGGGGAUUCGUGAUCGAGAUACAAAACAGCACAAGAGAAUAUACACAGUGGUCUGAGGUUACAGGUACAGGUAGUAUGGGUACAGCAGGGUUAAACAAUAGGUCAGUUUACCAGAUAUAUGAGUCCUUUGGGUAGUGAUGAGUUCUUAGUU
Bufo gargarizans (Asiatic toad) is the source of this 3242-nucleotide messenger RNA. RefSeq lists its product as uncharacterized. Bases 1672 to 3147 code for a protein of 491 amino acids. The record is from RefSeq and is a predicted model, not a curated record. NCBI's taxonomy places the organism in Eukaryota, Metazoa, Chordata, Amphibia, Anura, Bufonidae. The transcript has 2 exons.